CCCCACCAAUGCGAAAAAGUCGCGCCAUCUCGGUGUGCGGAAGGAGGAGGUGAAAUACCACGCGUGGAAGACCUGCUACCACUUGCGAGAUGACGACGCCGCCAGAGCAAGCUCCGGACGCCGUGGCUAGCACCAGCACCGCCGCCACGACCGACGACACUGACGACUCGACCGACAACGAGUUACUCAACUCGUACGUCGAAGUCUCGAGCGACUACGAGAGCGACGACGAGACCGACAAGUCACCGUCUUUCGCGGCGAUGAAAUUCGCGAUGAGUGCCACAGCCGCGUCCGGCACAAAGUCGACCGGCAACGCAGUCGUCGACGCACUCAAGGUUAAACCGAACCUCAAUUCCUUGGCGAGCAAGAUGGACCGCAGGGAACCGACUGCCGGGAAGUACGAGGAAACGACGCCGCAGUGCCGGUUGCGCGUCAAGCGCGACAUCAUGGACCUGCUGACCGACCCGCCACCGGGAGUGUACAUCGCACCCGUCGAGCACAAAAUCACCGUGAUGGACGCCCUAGUACUGGGCCCCGCCGACACGCCGUACGAGGGCGGCUUCUUCCACUUCCUGAUACAGUGCCCGCCCGACUAUCCGAUCAAUCCGCCGCGCGUGCGCCUCAUGACCACCGGUGCCGGUCGCGUGCGCUUCAACCCGAACCUCUACGCGUGCGGCAGGGUGUGCCUCAGCAUACUGGGCACCUGGAGCGGGCCGACCUGGAGCCCCGCGCAGUGCAUUGCCAGCGUGCUCAUCUCGAUCCAGUCGCUGCUCACGGAGAACCCGUACUACAACGAGCCGGGCUACGAAAAAGAGAAGGCGCCGGGUGAGUCCAAGCAGUACAACCUAAUCGUGCAGCACGAGACUAUCCGCGUGGCCGUGUGCGACGCCGUCGAGGCCUGCCUCAGCGGGUCGUCGGAGUGUCCGCCUGCCCUGAGGGAGGUGAUGCUGAAAUCGUUUCCGGACUACUACGACAAGUACGAGAAGGCGGUCGUGUCCAACGUAGAUCUGACAGGUACGGUCAUGGAAGACCCGUUUGGCGGCAGGAGGGGACAGUUCGAGUACAAGACGUUGCUCGAGAGACUGCGGACACUGAAAGGACAAGUUCAAGAGUGGUUGGACGCAAAUGAACGGAGCAAAUGAACGUAUGUUGUGUCUGUGUGUGUUGUGGAACCGGAAGUGAGUUGGACGGUCGAAUGGGCAAAGCUUUUUUUUUUAUUAUUUCUCGUCUCUGUGGAGCCAUCUGAGCAUUGGGUGAAAAAAGACAAGCACGACAUUAAAAAUCUGCACGCCGCACGAAACAAAUGGCGUUAACCGUGAUGCGGAGUCGUUUGUUU
Molecule: messenger RNA, 1336 nt
Organism: Rhipicephalus sanguineus (brown dog tick)
Lineage: Eukaryota; Metazoa; Arthropoda; Arachnida; Ixodida; Ixodidae
Product: ubiquitin-conjugating enzyme E2 Z
Exons: 1
Coding region: 90-1142 (350 amino acids)
Biological process (GO): negative regulation of apoptotic process
Cellular component (GO): nucleus
Molecular function (GO): ubiquitin conjugating enzyme activity; cysteine-type endopeptidase inhibitor activity
Source: RefSeq, a predicted model, not a curated record